Messenger RNA from Tripterygium wilfordii, 4113 nucleotides. Its product is annotated as pentatricopeptide repeat-containing protein At1g62914, mitochondrial-like. Gene Ontology annotation, molecular function: protein binding. Lineage: Eukaryota; Viridiplantae; Streptophyta; Magnoliopsida; Celastrales; Celastraceae. Bases 332 to 2503 code for a protein of 723 amino acids. The record is from RefSeq and is a predicted model, not a curated record. The transcript has 2 exons.
AUCUUCCUUCGACGUCGAUGAUUCACUGUUCGAGUCUUUUCGUUACUUUGUUCCUUGAAUUACUUCCCCAAUCCGUUUGGCUUCCCAGAAACGAGAAGAAAAUCUGAAUUUCCAGAUCUAUUCGAUGUUUUAUAUUAUUUGUAAUUGAGCAUAAUACAACUAGAGAGCUCAUUAGGCAGAGUGUAUUGAAUUAUUGUUUCAUUCAAUUUUCUCUACAACCAUGCAAAUUAUUCUGGUUAUCAAAUGCAAAUAUACCCCAGUCGACGGAACUAUCGGGUUUUUCUUCGACUAGUUUCAGUUGUGCUCAAAAUCUCUGCUUUUCUUACCUCCAAUGCCUGUUUGGAUUGCCAAAGCGAUCAGUCAAUCCCCCAGAAUCUUCAAGAAUUUCCGUUUCUUCGUGAAUUUUUCUUCUUCUUGUGCUCUCAAACCUAUUUGUGACAGAGAAGAAGGCACUAGGCUUGAUUGGGAUUAUGAGGAAUUGAAGCAUACAAUGCAGAGUUACGCCGCCUCAGGUGACUUUAGCAAUGCUCUUUACACUUUGAAUCAUAUGAAGACUGUACUGGGAAAGCCUACAGCUUAUGAUUAUAAUGCUUUGAUGUACUAUUAUUUGAAAUCGCAAAAUAUAUUGCUGGAAAGGUUAAAGGAAGUGUACAUUGGAAUGCAGAGGACUGGUCCUGCCCCAAAUGCAUCAACAUUCAACACUCUUAUCAGUGGAAUGGUUAAGCUUGGCAACAUCAAAGAGGCAUAUUUUUUUGUUGAAGAGAUGUAUCGGAGUGGUUAUGAACCUUCGGCUAGAUGCUUGUCUAAAAUGUUGAAAAAAACACUUGAAUUUGGGUUUGUAGUUGAGUCGAUUAGUGUUUUUGAGCUUAUGUUAGGCUUGGAGUAUUAUCCAACUGAACCCACCAUGACUUCAUUGAUUUUUAUGCUUUGCAAGUCCUGGAUGAUUUCAGAGGCUUAUUCUUUGUUCUGUGUUCUUCUGGAUAAGGGCAUUUAUUAUGGUGUGCAUACAUAUAAUACAAUUCUGUGGGCUUUAUUUAAAUCGGAUCAGAGUUACACUGCUCUGGGAUUGUUUUCUACGAUGAAGAAGAGGGGUAUUGUCCCUAAUGUGUGCUCGUAUACAGCUUUGAUUUAUGGAUUCUGUAAAGAAGGUUUACUGGAAGAUGCUCUAUGUUGUUUGGAUAAAAUGAAAAGUGAUGAUUGUAAGCCUAAUGUGAAAACCUACACUGUUAUUAUUAAGUUUCAUUGUGAUCACAGGAAUAUUGAGGAGGCAUUCAACUUAUUGGAUACGAUGGAAAUGGAAGGUUUUGUUCCUGACUUGCAAACUUACAAUGUUAUCCUCCGUGAACUUUGUCAUCAAGAUAGGGUGGCUGACUUAUCCAAGCUUAUGCUGGAUAUUGAUCAAAAAGGGCUUUCUCCGGAUUCAUAUACCUAUGCUGCAUUGGCUGGAGGAAUGUUGAAAACAGGCAAAGUAGAGAUUGUUAAUGACCUAUUCCUUGAUAAGAUUUUGAGGGGCUGCCCUCAGGAUGUUGCUGUAUAUAAUAUAUACUUCAAUUGUUUAUGUCUUCUGGGUAGAUCAGAAGAAGCAUUACUUCUGUUAAAUGACAUGAGGGAAAAAGGUGUUUUGCCAAAUAAUAUUACGUAUAACACAAUUUUGAAGGGCUUUCGCAAGGAAGAUAACAUCGAUGUAGCUUUGAAGCUUUUGGACCACUUUGACUGGGGUGCCAGUGGACCCAAUGUGGUUUCCUUCAAUACAAUUUUGUCUGCAGCAUGCAAACAGGGGAACACUUCAAUGAUUCGUAGGAUAUUUUAUCGUAUGGAGUAUGAAGGUAUUAAGCUUGAUGGUUUCAGUUUCACUUCCUUGAUUCAGUAUUUUUGUACAGUUGGGAAAUUUCCGGAGUGUCCAAAGAUUUUAGAAACCAUGAUUCUUGAAGGUCCAAGUCCAACUAUAAUCACCUUCAACGUGCUUUUGGGCGCACUUUGUAAGGCUGGGUUACUUGGAUCUGCUUACAGGAUUUGUGAGUAUCUUAGAAACACUGAGUGUCCACCAGACACUUCUUCUUAUAAAAUUCUGAUACAUGCUUGCAUAAGGAGUCACAAUCAUUAUUGGUUGGGUCAACUGUUCAGGGAGAUGCGUAGCCAGAGACUAAAGCCAGAUGUUUUAACUUACCAAUAUUUAAUUAAAGGCCUUUGUAGGGAAGGGAAGAUAUCGGUUGCACUCCAGCUCAGGGAUCAAAUGCUGGAGAAUGACCUCACACCAAAUAUUGCAAUUUACAAUACCAUAUUGGAGGCAAUGUUGAAGAGAGGUAUGUUCUGGGACACUGUCUCGUUGCUUAGAAUCAUGACGAAAGACGGGUGUAAAUUCAAUGACACAACCUCGGAGAUUAUUAGGCGAGAAGUUUCAAAAGGUUCGUUGAAGAGACUUCCUAGUAUUGCAAAAUGUUUUGAGUCCUUGAUAUGCAAUGAUGGUGAACGAGAAAUGUCUCACAGAGCGGUAGCAAGCUAAUUGAUUUACAGAAUUGUUGCCUACGGUCCCUUACAUCCAUAGGCCGUACUUAGCUUUGUCUUUGAUGAGGACCCUUUUUGAAGGAUAUCAAAACUUCGAAUCAGGAAUUGAUGCUUACAAGGAAAGAAGCAAAAACUGUUGGCAAUUGCCAUAGUUUCCUCCAGAACUAAGCUGAAGGUGGUUAGUCUCCAACAAUGAUUUUUCAAAUGGACUAGCUUUAUGUUUUAUUAACGAAGACUAUCUCUGGGUUCUUUGUCGUGACUAACCACGAUGCCUCGCUUUCGCAGUAGCCGUCCACAUUCACUGCAUUCGGAUAUUUUAAAACAUAAAGCUAGUCCAUUCGUUUAGUUGCGACAGAAACAGCUCUAUCCAGGUAAUAUUCUCUUUAUUGUUAGAUCGAGAUUCUAGGUGCAUAUAUGUAUUACGCACUUACUUUCACUUUUGCAGAAUGAACUUCCCCCUAAAAAAUCAUGGUAAUUUAAUUUUCAGAAUGACAAGAGUGAAUGUGGGGUGUCAUCCUUGUCGACUGUGUGGCUACUAUUUGAUUGAGCGAACCUGAAUGUUAUUGUUUAAAUUUGAAGCACGCAGUAUAAUAUGUGUGUGUGUGUGUCUAUAUGUAUGUAUAGCGCAUGGAGGUGGGGCUUAUAAUUCGGUGCACCAUAGGCCUGUCUAAGCCCACACACAUACCAUGUAAAAGAAGUCUUGUCGAAGAGUUAAAAUUAAGACACGCUUGAAAGGCUUCAAACAUGUUUAUAUUCCAUAAUCAACUGAAUCUCCCUCUUAUCAUGAAAAUGAGAAAUAAUCAGCAGGACUUAGGUCUGCUCCUGUGCUGAUAUAUGUUAGUGUACUGAAUUUCUUUUCAUAUAGCAUGUUUUUCAAAUUUUAUAGUUCCCUUUUAACUCUUUCUUGUCCAGCAGCUAGGCUCUCUCGGAAAUUUGUUCUAUUAUACUUGCAGUGACUAACAGUGACAUCCUGGACUUGACAUGUACUCAUCUAAGACUUGUUCUCUUAGUCCUCUUGAGUUAUGAAAGGAAUCACCCCUGACCAUCUCCUUCGCAGAACCCAUUUAGCUAUCGUAUCUGCCCAGUAUUCGCUUCAUGGAGCCAAGAGUGACACUUAUCCGAGCCUCGAACUGCUGGGAGUAUGAUGCCCUUAGUCUUUCAAUCCAUCUCUGUAGCCGGGUUCGCCAGCGCCUUUACAACCAAAGCUGCAUCACCCUCCAUGGACUCCACAAUCACAUUCUGCGUUUCUCUCCUUGACAAGAAGUUUCACUGCUAAAGCCUCUCGAACUAGAUCAUUAUUUCCCUGCACAAGUUCAGUUUGAAUGGCCAAAAUCUCUGUUUUUAUGGUCUGUAUCAACCACAGCAGCAGACAUCAAAUCCUGCCACACAAGAGGAAUCAAAAUUCAGCCUAAUAAAAGUAUAAGGAGGCGGCUUCCAUACACACAGGAGUGAAUAGCCCAUCUCAGCGCCAGUUUAUUGCCUUAGUAGAAUGUAAACUCCAGUAAGAAAAGUUUCUAGGAAUAUUACUGCCUACUGGUAAAGGUGUAAUCAGGUUGUCAACAGUCAAAGGGAAUCAAAAACACUACUCUCUUUUUUUCCUCUAUAUUU